AACCAUUUCACAACCAUAACCACUUAUCGAGCUCAAAACAAACCAAAUUCACAGAAAGAAAGAGAUCGAGAAGCUAAUUAGCUGUUUAGCCCAACUGAUCAAUACUUGUUAAAAUGGCCUCUUCCCAGCUCUUCUUUGUCCUUGCCAUUCUAGCAAUUGUUGCCCCUUCAAUUUUGGCCACAGAUUUUAUCGUUGGCGAUGACAAAGGUUGGACCAUUAAUGUUGAUUACCAAGCCUGGGCUCAGGGAAAGCUCUUCGUUGUCGGUGACAACCUCGUUUUUAACUACCCAGAAGGAGUUCACAAUGUUCUCAAAGUGAAUGGAACUGGGUUCCAAGAAUGUGCAGCUCCUGCAGGCACUGUGGCAUUAACAAGUGGAAAGGAUGUGAUAAACCUAGCAACCACAGGAAGAAAAUGGUACAUUUGUGGUGUUUCUAAGCACUGUCAAGUUGGACCCCAGAAGCUGUUCAUAACUGUGAUGCCAGCUUCCUUUGCUCCUAGCCCAAGCCCCACUACCUCUGCAGCAACUACCAGUUCUGUUAAUGGAGCAAGAUUAGGGUGGAUGAUCGUUGUUUUUGGCAUUCUUGGGAUAUUCAUCUAGGAUUGGACUAGAUGAAUACACUGUCAAUAUUCUUUUCAAACUGUUUCUGAGUAUUUGAUUAAUUCUUCUUCCUGUUACAAAGU
Rosa rugosa (rugosa rose) is the source of this 682-nucleotide messenger RNA. Its product is annotated as blue copper protein 1a-like. The transcript has 2 exons. Gene Ontology annotation, molecular function: electron transfer activity. Gene Ontology annotation, cellular component: plasma membrane. Bases 114 to 599 code for a protein of 161 amino acids. The record is from RefSeq and is a predicted model, not a curated record. Lineage: Eukaryota; Viridiplantae; Streptophyta; Magnoliopsida; Rosales; Rosaceae.